GAAAAUAAUAAAUGUUGGAGAGGCUGUGGAGAGAUUGGAACACUUCUACACUGCUGGUGGGAAUGUAAAAUGGUACAACCACUUUGGAAAUCGAUUUGGCGUUUCCUUAAAAAGCUAGAAAGAGAACUACCAUAUGGCCCAGCAAUCCCACUGCUUGGAACAUAUCCUAGAGAAAUAAGAGCCUUUACAUGAACGGAUAUAUGCACACCCAUGUUUAUUGCAGCGUUGUUUACAACAGCAAAAAGAUGGAAGCAACCAAGGUGUCCAUUGAUGGGUGAAUGGAUAAAUAAUUUACGAUAUAGUCACACAAUGGAAUAUUAGUCACCGAUAAAGAACAGUGAUGAAUCUGUGAAACAUUUCGUAAAGUGGAGGAACCUGGAAGGCAUUAUGCUGAGUGAAAUUAGUCAGUUGCAAAAGGACAAAUAUUGUACAAGACCACUAUUAUAAGAUGUGAGAAAUAGUUUAAACUGAGAAGAACACAUUCUUUUGUGGUUAUAAGAGGGAGGAGGGGGGGAGAGUGGGUGAAGGUUAUUUACUGAUUAGAUUGUAGAUAAGAACUAUUUUAGGUGAAGGGAAGGGCAGCACUCAAUAGAGGGGAGGUCAGCACAACUGAACCAAACCAAAAGCAAAGAAGCUUCCUGAAUAAACUGAGUGCUUCGAAGGUCAGCAAAGCAGGGGCAGGGGUUUGGGGACUAUGGCUUCAUGGGACAUCUAAGUCAAUUGGCAAAAUAAAAUCUAUUAAGAAAACAUUCUGCAUCCCACUUUGAAGUGUGGAGUCUGGGGUCUUAAACGCUGGCAAGGGCCACCUAAGAUGCAUCAAUGAGUCUCGACCCACCUGGAUCAAAGGAGAAUAAAGAACACCAAGCUCACAAGCUAUAGCAGGCCGCCGGGACACUGACCAGGCCUCCUCACUAAAGGCUGCAUGGCUUUCUGACCGACAGAAGCCCAGUUUGUGUGCAGGAGCCAUCUUGUCAUUAUUUGCACCUUAUAUUGACUUCUUAAAGCACACUUACCUUAAAGCACAGUCAGUGGCAUCACUCAGCUGAAGAGAUGAGUAAUCAAACAGUAAUCUACUCAGACAUCAACCGGGCCAAAUACCCAAAGAGGCAGCAAAUCAAACCUGAGAGCAAAAAUAGCUCCGUUUCAGACACUGAGCAGGACAUAACCUACGUGGAAUUAAACCUUCAUAAUGCGUCUCAGGAUCUUCAAGGAAAUGACAAGAAGCCCCAUUGCAAAGUUUUCCCAUCACCUCCUGCGAGGCUCGCUGCUAUGACCCUGGGAAUCAUCUGCCUUGUCCUGAUGGCCAGUGUACUAAUCACGACAGUCGUAGUUAUUACUGCUGAUACUGUAAAACCAGGACAGAACAAUUCUUCUCUGAUAACAAGAACCCAGAAAGGACGUUGUCAUCAUUGUCCAAAGGCCUGGUUUAUGUAUUCCAACCGUUGUUAUUACAUUAGUAAUGAAAGAAAAACAUGGAGUGAGAGUCGAAUGGCCUGUGCUUCUAAUGCAUCUAAUCUGCUUCACAGAGAUAAUGAAGAAGACAUGAAUUUCCUGAGGUGUUUCGGUGUCUUAACAUGGAUUGACUUUAGUGGCAAUUCAACUUUCUCCUCCAAAGUGAUGUCAAUAUGUCCAGAGAAGGACAAGAUUUGCACAUAUUUUAAUAUUUACAGUAACAAGAUUUCUUGUGGAUCCUGCUUAGAAUUAAAAACAUAUGUUUGUAAGCACCAGGCACGAUCAUUUCCCUAAGUUUGGUAUGAUGCUAUUCCCCAUCUAUGAACAAGUAUUUCUAGUUUCUUCUAUAGCCAUACAAUUGUUUUUUAGUACAAUUUUAAUUUAUAUUAACUUUAAAAAAUUAUACAUAUAUAAAAUAAGAAAUUUGCCAUUUUGACAUUUUUUCAUGUACAAUUUAGUGACAUUAGUUACGUUCAUCAUGUUAUGUAUCCAUCACCACUAUCUGUUGCCCCAUGUUCCCAUCACCCUUUGCAGAAGCUCAAUGUCUCCUAGACAAUAACCCCCCUUUUCUCCCUUCCCUCCUGACUUUAUAACCACUAAUCAACUUUGAUCUUUAUACAUUUGUCUAAUCUAGAUAUAUCAUAUAAGUAGGAUCAUAUGUUUUUCUUUUUGUGACUGAAUUAUUUUACUCAUAACAGAGAAAUAUUAUACAUUUAUUAUGCUUCUGCUAUUUGUUUAAUUAAAUUAUGUAUAAAUUACAAAUCACAAAAUUAUCAAGAGCUGUUAUUUUCGUGUCAUCAAUAAAAUGAAUAAAUUCAUUCAAUUUUCAAAUGAGUUGGUGUCUCCUAGCCCUUGAAGUUGUUUAAAAUGAGGACACACCAUCCCUAAUGGUGAGGUGUGUAAAUCAGAGCCCAGUUAGGAGACAGAUACCAGAGAAAGUUCAUGUAAAUAAUUAUUAACUGUUUGUACAGGAUAGGUAACUAAGAUGAGUUAAAAGAAAACUAUGAAGAAUACCUUAAUGCUGAGGGAGAACACCCAAAGAAGGAACAAACUCGAUAGUUGGGUUUCAGACUUCAAAACUGUGUGGCUGCUGCUUACUGAAUGGCAGAGGUGUUCACUGGGAUGUCCUGGGACAGACAGAACAGGUCCAAGCCAGAAGGCUGGAAUUGGUGAGGAUGGAAUCUCAGCCAGACUGGCAAGCAGAAAGACCCCCUUACCAGAGAGCAUUUGGGCAGCGGAAGGGGAACAGGAACUAUGACUGGGACUGGCAACAAAAACUUGCUGAUGGCUGAAUACCAUGCAUGUCCUGCAUGCAUCUAGCUGACAGCCCCAACCCCCCACCAUAGGAGCAAAAGGAGAAGAAGCAUCACAAAUCCAGGAAGAAGAGCCCUUCCUCCUGCAGUGUCUCUCCAAUGGCUUCUGCUGACAAAGCUUAACAUCAUGCCAGCUGCAAGGGAGAAAAGUUUAUAGGAUAUAGCUUCAUUAUUAUGAAACAGAGCAAAGGAUAGGAUAGCUUUGGAGAUGAGAGAGAAUAAAUUGUUAAUUGGCACACAAAGUCACCAUUGUGACACAGGACAGAAUUGCAGUAUAAUGGACCUUUGUAUUUCCUCCACUCCCUCAGAGAAUAGAACCAAGAUGUAUCUCCAAAUUCCAUUUUAGUGCAACAUUGUCACUACUAAGUUCCAUUUUUCGUAGAGAUUGAUAUUUUCAUUGGGUAAUGUCCAGUCUCCCUUGAUAAUGGUCACAUGUCUGCAGUUUCCUUUACUGGACUUCAGACACUUUGGAAGGUAUUUUAUUCAAUUCUCUAUCCUCCUCCUUCUCUCACACUUUACCAUCAGGCUAAGAAAAAUGCUUCGAUAAAAAACUUAAAUGUUAAAUGUUGAAGACAAAAAAGAAUCAAAAGGAUAAAAGUGUUUGUUUGAUAUAAACAGCUACUUAUUUGCAAGAUUCAAAAUAGACUAGUAAUUUAUCAAUCAUUCAGAGACCUGUCCACCAUCAUUCAAUUAAAAGAGGAAGGGUGCUUAUCAUUGACUAUUAUUAGCAAAAACAACCAAUAUAUACAUUUAUCUCUUUAUAUAGACUAAAAUUUCAUUCUAUAUAAUCCCUGAACUAUAGCUGUAUCAGAUAUUGAAGUUGUAUAAUAAGCAACCACAAGAUAGCACUGACAAUCAAAAAAAGAAAUUAAGAUUAUUUUCUCAUUCACCCAGUUGUUGUUUGGAUGGGUUGCAGUUGUUAUAUGUUGGGCUUAGAUGGGUUUAGCUCCAGUCCACUAAUUUAGUUCAGAUUUUUUCUAUAUAUCUUAUUCUCAGAACAGUGGGCUCAGAAUAUGGGUGCACGCCCUUCUCAUAGCAGAGGUCGUCAGUUCUCAGAGGGGCAAGCAGAAAUGUACUUCUUCAUGCCUGGGCACAGAACUCACAUAUUUUCACUGUCUCACCUACAAUCCUUGUCAAAACAAGUCACAUGGCCAAGCCACCAGGAGUUUAUUUUAAUAAGAAAAUGUGAAAUAUAAAGAUUUUCAGUACUUUAUGAAUUUUUCUUGCUAGGUUUUUGCUUCCUUUAUUCCAAAAUAUACUGCAAGGUCUUAUAUAGUGAUGAAGAGUAUCAGAUGGAUGCGUUUGUGAGCAUUCUUUAUCAAAGUUCAGGUGGGGAAGAAGCAGUAUAGUGUAACGUUUAGUGACAUGAGCAAUGUCUGAUGGAGCCAGACUACCUGGGUAUAAAUACUAAUUCUACCCUAUUAGCUAUGUGCCCUAGUUACAUAGUUGUUUUGAAUCCAUCUUCUUUCCUGUAAAACGUAAUAGAAAUAGUGUAUUAUCCACAGGUUAUUUGAAAAGCACUUUACAAUAGCUAUUGGCACAUAAGUAAUCAAUGAUUUUUAUAUGAAAUUUUUAUGCUUCAGUUCUAUUACCUGUAACAUGAUGACUACAAUUAUAGCUACCUAAUAGAGCUGCUGUAAAGAAUAAAUAAUAUAAUAUCUAAAGAUUCUUAAAGGAAAGCCUAACCAUAUUAAGUUCUUGUUACGUGUGCCUUUUCAUAGUUCUUUUUCCUCCAGAUAUUCAACCAAAGCUGAUUCCCUAGAGGACAUCAUCUCUAACAGUUUGUCCUCCAUCUUUCAUUCGGCAAAUCUCCAUUGCUUCAAUAAAGUAAUUUUAGACAGGUAUCAGCAAAUUACCUGAUUGAACUAAUUCAGGCAGAUAUGUCAAGGAUACAUGCUUUUUAAGGAAAGUUAAUGACAUUUAAUGCAUAUUAUGUAUGUACCUGCCACCACCUGUCAGUUUGUCACACUGUGAUGGCUUGUGUGUUGCUAUAAUGCUGGAAGCUAUGCCCCUCGUAUUUCAAAUACCAGCAGGGUCACCCAUGGUGGACAGGUUUCAGUGGGACUUUCAGAAUAAGACAGAUUAUGAAGAAAGGCCUGGUGAUCUAUUUAUGAAAAUUAGCCAAUACAAACCUUAUGGAUCACAACAAUAUUGUCCAACUCACUUUCACCACAUCAUCAGGUGGGAUCCAUUUCCAAAGGAAAAGAUGUUUGGUGAAGCAGAGGCCUAGUAGAGGCAAGGGAGACCUCAGGAAGAUGGACUGGCACAGUAGCCACAACUAUGAACUUGAACAUGCUGCUGGCAACCCUGAGAAUAACGCAGGAUUGAGGAAAGCUUGUCAUAAGGUCGCCAUGAGUCCCAGCCCACUCAAUGGCAGCUAUCUAUAACUAUCUAUCAUAUAUAGACAGGAAAGUAUAAAAGAAGAAUAAAACAAACCAAAGGCAAGCAUUUGAAGAAAAUAAAAAAGAUUAGAACAGAAAUAAAUGAAAUGGAUAAUAGAAUAACAAUACAGAAAAGAAAUGACAGAAAAUAUAGGUACCUUAACAAUAUGAACAAUAUUGACAAUAUUUAGAUAGACGGGUAGAAAGAAAAAUAGGAAAAUAGAGAAUCCUCAAACGACUAAAGUCAGGAAUAAAAUUGUGGAUGUUAUUGUUGAGCUUACAGAAAUAAAAAUGACUACAAGGGAAUACUAUGAACAGUAAUGCGUUAAUAAAUUUGGUAACCUAGAAGAAACAGAGAAAUUCUUGGCAAGACACAAAUUACAUAUACUGACAGAAGAAGAAAUACAAAAUCUGAAUUAAAAACCCAAAAAAGCCACUGCCGUCGAGUCGAUUCCGACCCAUAGUGACCCUAUAGGACAGAGUAGAAUUGUCCCAUAGAGUUCCCAAGGAGCACCUGAAGGAUUUGAACUGCUGACCUCUUGGUUAGCAGCUGUAGCACUUAAUCACUAUGCCACCAGGGUUUCCAAAAAAUGUGAAUAGACCUGUAAAGAUGAUGAAUUAGCAAUUAAAAAGCUUCCACAAGUCAAACUCCAAAUCCAGAUGGGUUCACUGAUGAAUUCUAACAAACUUUCAAAAAGAACAAGGUCACAAGACAAUGUAAUGGAGAAGGAAUAGCCUUUUAAACAACACAUGGUGGUGGUAUGAUUGAAUAUCCACACACAAAAUAUUAACUUGGACCCCUACCUCACUUCUUGUACAGUGAAAUCUGUUUUUCUGAGUGACACAGAAUUUCUGGCUUUUACAAGGUGCAGUCUUACCACUUUUCUAUACCUCUUUUGGAAGUACAGCCAGAAUGUUCUUUAGAAAUGAAGAUGGCAAGUCUUCAUCUCACAUACUUUGGACAUGUUAUCAGGAGGGAUCAGUAGCUGGAGAAGGACAUCAUACUUGGUAAAGUAGAGGAUCAGAGAAAAGGAGGAAGACCUUCAACAAGACGAAUUGACACAGUGGCUGGAACAAUGAGCUCAAACAUAGCAACGAUUGUGAAGAUGGUGCAGGAGUGAAGUGUUUAGUUCCGUUGUUCGUGGGCUCACCAUGAGUCAGAACCAGCUCCGCAGCACUUAACAACAACAACUUCAUAAAAACCUAGCAAGUGUAUCUUUUCAAUUUUAUAGCAUUGGAACAGAAACUAAGCCACUUUUUAUGAUUUGCAUGUUUAUUCAAAUUAUGUACAGAUAUGUGCAUGUACUAUUCAAACAAAGACAUGGGUAAAAUUCACUUGUUCAUAAAACUUCUAAUGUCAACUAUUUAGUUUGUUUUGGUUUUUUGAUAAAAUUAUUGAGACAAAUAUCUAAGACCACAGCCUUAUCAAAUAACUCUUGCUUUCUUUUAACUUUUCCCAGUUUCUUCAAAGCCUUUGUAUAGCUGAAAACUUGUUUGACUUAAAGGUCAGGCUCUUCUAAUGGUAGGUCUUCAUUACCUUCAUCAUCAUCAUCUUUAGACGGCAAGUCCACAAUUUCUUGCAGGUUUGAUUCAUCCAUUGCUGUGGCAAUUUCUUUGUCGACAUCAAUGUAAGGGGUGUCACUUACCCUAUUUUCUGAAACACCGCUAUAAAUGUCAUUUAUUGCACCCUGAUUCUGCAUGUCAAACUCAUUUGGCUCCCAAAAAGAUACAUUGCAGGUGAUUCCGUGUUUUUUUGUUAUUAUUUUUAAGCUCUGAAGGCACCAGUUAGAUGCUGAGAAUCCAUCAGCUUUGAAAAUUUGGUUGUUUCUUUUCCCUUUGCUUGAAAGAUAGGUCCUGAAAUGGAAACAUUUUUGGGAGAGGCUUCAAGAAACCACUCAAAAAUAGUUUUGUUGAUUUCUGCAUGAUUUCAGUCCCUUCCUUUCUUGGUGUUUAUAUUGGUACUGAUCAUGUAUUUUUUCAACUAUUUCAUCUUUUUCUUUCAUAAUUGGAUAAAUUCACUUUUUGCUGCACUUUAACUUAAUUACAGCUUCCUAGAUGUUGGUGUUCUCUUCGGUUAUCAUUUUGGCAACAUUAAACUUUUCUU
Molecule: messenger RNA, 7250 nt
Organism: Loxodonta africana (African savanna elephant)
Lineage: Eukaryota; Metazoa; Chordata; Mammalia; Proboscidea; Elephantidae
Product: NKG2-F type II integral membrane protein-like
Exons: 8
Coding region: 1051-1746 (231 amino acids)
Biological process (GO): positive regulation of natural killer cell mediated cytotoxicity; stimulatory C-type lectin receptor signaling pathway
Cellular component (GO): external side of plasma membrane; plasma membrane
Molecular function (GO): transmembrane signaling receptor activity
Source: RefSeq, a predicted model, not a curated record